AUGGACAACAUGGAAGACGUCGCAAAUAUUUCUCCAUGCAAAAAAAAUCCAAAAGGAAAAUUCGUUGGCACUGGUCAAAAGAAUAUAAUUAUUAAUGUGUACAAGGAUAAAAUCAAACAACAGCUCGAAAAUCCAGAGAUGCCCAAAUUGUCGUUCAGGGAGCUUAUCGUUAGCAUUUCAAAAACCACUGGUAUUGGGCAACGUACAAUUCAAACUACAUUGGGAGAAUAUAAAAAGGAAGGUACAGUGUCAUCGCCCAAUAAAAAAAAAGUGAGACCUACGGUACUUCAAAAAGUGGACGAAUUCGACAAAAAUGCCAUAAGGCAAAAAAUUCACAAUUUUUGGAGAAACCGUGAGGUGCCAACAAUUUCAAAAAUGUUAAUUGCCAUCAAUGAAGACGACUCAUUACCGAAUCUGAAACGUACGUCUUUCCAAUUAAUAUUAAAAGAUUUACAAUUUGAGCAUUACCGAGCACAGAACAGGCCAAUAUAUUACUUAGAUGAGACGUGGGUCAAUGCAGGCGAGACGCAUAGCAGAACGUGGGUAGAUACAACAGUCGCAUCAACACGAGAUGCACACCUGAGAGGUCUCACCACAGGACAAAAGGCACCCUCCGGCAAAGGUAAGCGUCUCAUUGUAUUACACAUCGGGUCGUCAGACGGUUUUGUUCCGGGGGGCCUUUUGUGUUUCGAAUCCAAGACCAAUUCUGCGGAUUACCAUGACGAAAUGAAUGGCGAUACGUUUUACGAAUGGUUUGUUAAGACCCUGCCAUUACUUAAACCGAACGCCAUCAUCGUCAUGGAUAAUGCUUCAUACCAUUCCGUAAAAAAACAGAAAAUACCAGUGAGGUCUUGGAAAAAACAAGCUAUAAUUGAUUGGCUUGAGAGUAAAGGUGUGAUCGUUACUCAUCCUAUUGUUAAAAAUGAUUUAAUGAAAAAAGUUUACAAAAUAAAAAAACAUCACGACACAUACGUAAUCGAUGAGUACGCAAAAGAUAACGGAACACUCGUAUUGCGAUUACCUCCAUAUCACUGCGAGCUAAAUCCUAUCGAGCUCGCCUGGUCGUCCGUGAAAAGUUAUGUCCGGACGCAUAACAACACCUUCAAAUUAAAGGACGUAAUGGAAUUGUUAAAAAAAGGUGUGGAACACGUAAGUCCGGAUAUGUGGAAAAAUUUUAUUGAACAUGUUAAAAAGGUGGAAGACAAGUUUUGGGACUUGGAACAUAUUACCGACGAAUUAAUGGACGAGCUACCCGAAGACGAUGAACGUCAUGUUCUCACUAUAGGAACAGGAGAUACAAGUUCUUCUGAUUGUGACUCCGAUUGA
This is a messenger RNA of Macrosiphum euphorbiae (potato aphid), 1326 nucleotides long. The record is from the annotation of a GenBank genome assembly. NCBI's taxonomy places the organism in Eukaryota, Metazoa, Arthropoda, Insecta, Hemiptera, Aphididae.